AUGCUGGGGCCUCUUCCAAAUUCUCAUCAACUUUUCAUCUCAACAGUUCUCGCGCCAAUAAAGUGGCAAUAUCAAGUCAAAUUCGAAGCUUCAUACACUUUAAUUAUGUUUGAAAAUAUGAAAUCUGAGACUCUGCUUGAGCGCGGCUCAAUAGAGAUCUUAAACACGAACCAGCCGUUGAACAAUAUCAACAAUGUAUGGCAACUGCCAUUUACCAGCGGCAAGACUGCCACCCCAAAGUCUCUUGAGUCACAAAACGUUCAAUCACACGCUGUCCGCCGUAUCAUACAGACGCCCUCACCAGAAAGCUUCCCGGGUGUCUCGCAGGACCCUCUUCAGGCAGUCAUUGCAUCUCCUACUUUGCAGAGAAAAUCCACGCCGGAAAAUAGCCCGAAUACCUCGCAGAAUCCUGUUCACGCUAAUACUACAAUACCCACUGUGCAGCACAGCCCAGUGGCCUCUUUAGAUUAUUCUGAUCCAAAAAGGGUACCUCGUACAGACCAGAAUAUCUACCGUCAUGCAACAAUUAAACCGGAAUUCCGAGAGCGAUAUCCACAACUUGUCGAUUUUUUUAAGUGGGCUGUGGAUACUGACAAGGAGCUAAGAAAACACACUUCAAAGAUCAACUAUGAGUUACUUUUAUGUGGAAGCACUCCAGCAAACGCAGUUGCCUCGGUCGUAAUUUUUUGCGCUAAAGCCAUUUUCAAUGACCUAAGAUCAUUAUUGGGCAGCAAGCACAUACGUCUACAAUAUCAGCUGAAGAAUCCUUCUUUUUGGGACAAAUUUCAAUUGGCGCCUAGCAAGACUCAUCCACAAGUAUCUGCUACUAUUGUAGUACCUUUCAAUGUCGUCUACUGGAGGGUGGUAAACUCGCCCACCCUACGAAAUUCCGCAAUGGAGCAAGUGGUUGCCAGGAACCAUUCGUCUCUCACAAUGUGUGGAUCAUUGAUAAAGUAUGGUGAUCGUACCUCGACUCUAGGGCUGCUUAUUAGUAUGGACUUUAAGCUAUAUGGUUUGACUGUGGAUCAUUUGUUCAAGGAUCAGCAGGGCGAAGAACAACCAAUGACGGCAAACGAAGCAGAGGUUCUGUAUGAUGAAGAUGACUACGAUGAUAGUGAGCCAGAGUGGUCAUGGAUUGAUGAUGUGAAUUACGAAGACUUUGAUAAUGCCGAAUGUGUUUCGGACGCUGAAUCAGUGUCAUCCGGAGGAUCACAUGCAAAAAUAACCAUGGAUCGCGAGCCGAAUGAAGAUUUUGGUGAAUCUAUAAAUGGCCACAAGGCAGAUUCAAUGUUCAAAACAGAUGCGACGACGGCAUACCUCGACUGGGCCUUGAUAGAGUUUGACGAUGGAUACUAUGAGCGACCUAACGCAUUCUUUUCCGAGGAUGAUCCCACAAAUCCCAAGUUUUUUGGGAUACUUGCGGCAGCACCAAAAACUAGUGAUGUCAAAGUGUUCAUGAUCUCUGGCGUGAGCGGAACAAGAAAAGGUGUAAUGCUUAAUAGAAGCUCCUACAUUGGAGGUAAACCGGGUGAAGAUCUAUGUCAGGCGUGGAACGUAAUUUUAUCUGAUUGUAGCUGUGUCAUUGAUGGAGAUUGUGGCUCACUAAUCGUGGAUCAAGAGACGCUGGAAGUCUAUGGCCACGUAGUUGCAUCAAAUCCGCUUGGCGAGGCUUAUGUAGUUCCUUUGCAGAACACAUUCCACCAAAUUAGCUCCGCUUUUGGAGCGCAAGACUUAUCUUUGCCCAACCCAGUGCUAUUGAUGGAUAGCAUUGUCGCUCAUUACUCCCAGAAAGAUAAUAGUGGCGUGGCAGAUAAGGCUAAACAAAUUCUAGCUUCGAUCAACGAUCCAGUUUCUGUAUCAUCACCAGGCUCUCUAGGUGGACUGAAUCUGUGUUUACUUUCGAAGUUUGCUGUUACCCUCGGAGCUCAAACAGGAAUUGAGCAGAUGUCUCUUCAAAACAGUACUAAAAGCAAACUGCGGAUGAGCUUUUCCCAAGAUCCUCUUUUUGUGCGUUCCGGCCCAUUCCAACCAGCCGAGGAAGUCGUGCCGAUCCAUGCAAAUCGUAAUGGUGGUCAUCGAAAGUCAAAUGUGACUUCAUGGAGUGAAUGGGAAUGGAGUGAGGAUAGAAAGCAAUGGCAAUCUUAUCGCACCAAUUCCAGGGGGGAAACCGAUUGGAAAUUCGAGGGCGACCUACCAACUUCGACCUCAUCUAUCGCUGCAAACAUCGCCAGAUCCGAUGAUACUUUACAGCUGAACACAGUAUCUGAAAAUAAAACUCAAUGUUCGGUUGACCAGAACUAUACAAGAGAUAACAAGAAUGAAAAAGCACUUACUGACUCGCUAACCACUACGGAUUGCGAGCCAGUAGCUAAUCUAGAGUAUAACAACAAUUUUACUGCCGCACUCGAUAACCCUCCGGUGAUGAUUCAAUACCAGCUGGAAAGAUGGAUUUAUGAUACUGAAUAUGAUGUGACAACACCUGCCGAUCGGAUGGAAGGAUAUAACUAUAAACUCUAG
Molecule: messenger RNA, 2517 nt
Organism: Botrytis byssoidea
Lineage: Eukaryota; Fungi; Ascomycota; Leotiomycetes; Helotiales; Sclerotiniaceae
Exons: 6
Coding region: 1-2517 (838 amino acids)
Source: RefSeq, a predicted model, not a curated record